AUGGCCGAACGAAGCCUCACCCAGGUCCUGACCCAGCUCAAAAAGUCACCCUCGAUGCCCUACGCCGACGCAAACGCCCUCCUCUCCAAGGCCAAGCUAGCCCUCCUCAGCCUCAAGGCCCUCACCCCCUCCGCAUCCACCCCCCAGACCGUCCUCGCCCUCGCCCGCGAGACCUACGAGCAGGGCGCCCUCUUCGCCAUCCGCGCCCGCAACCCGGACGCCUUCACCCGCUACGUCCAGCAGCUCCAGCCCUACUACGAGCUCCCCUCCGCGCGGCUGAGCCCCAACGUCGCCGAGCGGAACAAGGUCACGGGGCUCAGCCUGCUCCUCCUCCUCACCCAGGGCCGCUACGCCGAGUUCCACUCCGAGCUCGAGAGCCUCGCCAACCGCGAGGGCGGCGGCGGCGACGUCGAGGGAGACCGGUACCUGGGAUACCCCAUCCGCCUGGAGCGGUGGCUGAUGGAGGGCAGCUAUGACCGGGUGUGGAGGGCCAUGAAGAGCAGCGAGGUGCCGUGUGACGAGUACAGCGUUUUCUCAGAGAUCCUUAAGAAUCAGAUCCGCUCCGAGAUCGCCAGCAGCAGCGAGCGCGCCUACCCCAGUCUCCCCAUCAGCUCCACGAAAUCUCUCCUCUUCCUCGACUCCGAGGGCGACGUCAUCUCCUUCGCGAGGCAUCGCGGCUGGGCUGUCAAGGACGGCCACAUCUACUUCCCCGAUAGCUCCGAGGGCGGUGAGGAGGGAUCCCAGAAGGAGGUCAGCCAGAUGGUGAUAGAGAAUGCGCUCGGCUACGCCCGCGAGCUGGAGACGAUCGUGUAA
Molecule: messenger RNA, 813 nt
Organism: Clonostachys rhizophaga
Lineage: Eukaryota; Fungi; Ascomycota; Sordariomycetes; Hypocreales; Bionectriaceae
Source: the annotation of a GenBank genome assembly